Molecule: messenger RNA, 2831 nt
Organism: Lepisosteus oculatus (spotted gar)
Lineage: Eukaryota; Metazoa; Chordata; Actinopteri; Semionotiformes; Lepisosteidae
Gene: edaradd
Product: EDAR-associated death domain
Biological process (GO): signal transduction
Molecular function (GO): protein binding
Source: RefSeq, a predicted model, not a curated record
GUAAUCCUCAUGUUUUCCAGGUUAUUUUUGAUGACAUAGUCCUGUAAUCACGAUUGUGCUUUGCCAUUUGAGGUAAUGACCCGAUAUUUACGCAGUGGACAGUAUUCAGUUUUUGUGGCAAUACAUAUAUAAAGAAAUCCCAGUGAAAAAUAAUUAUAUUCAAUCAAAUGGAAAUUCCUAUUACGUGAAUGCCCUUACAGCUCAAAAUCAUUGAGACACAAGAGACUUCUAUCAUCUUCUAACAUCUAUCGAUGUUUAGAAAGUACACAGAAUAAUGCACUUGAGCUACAGAAUUAUGCUGCUAUUUUUACUUUUUUUCUUCUAAUGUCGUAGCCCCACACGUCCAGACAAGUUUUUUUUUUUUCAGUUGUGCGGUGCUAGUGACUUCGUAGUUUCCUCUUUUCGUUGGAACGUCCGUAUACCCCACGCAGAGGAAUUUUUUUUUUUUUUGUCGGUGUGACACGGGUACAUGAGCACCUUCAAUGGCCAGGCAAUGGAAAAUAAAAAAAAGUGUUAGAGCGAAGAGAAAGCGCUGGAUGGUAAACAUCUAGCGGGUGAUCCGAAAUCCUUCUUCUUACUACUACUACUAGUAUUAUUAUUAUUUAUUUUAAUUUCGUCCCCAGUCCGAAGCUUGAACGCCGAGCCUGAACUCGCGUGUCUUUUGUGUGGGACUUCCGCCUGCCCGAGAGAGCGCAGGAGAGCGCUCAGGUGCGAGUACCGCAGACGCCAGCGAGAGCGCAGCAGGGCGCUGCAGGUCGGUGCGGGUCCCUCAUCGCUGAUCGCCGUCUUCCCCGCUUCUGCUCUCCCCAGGCUCCGCGGCAUGGCGAGCUUGAACAAGAUUGAGGAGCACGCUUGCUAUGCUCAUAUCAUCAGUGGACCAGUGGAAGACACAGAUCCCAGUAGUAUUGCAGCAGAAAUGUCAUUGAAGUCAAAAUAUCCAGUUCAAGACACCGCUAUACCCAAAGAUGCAGUGACAAUGGAAGUAGCCUCUGUUAAGCCUGGCUACUUAAUGUCUCAGUCGCACAGAAUAACCCAGCCAGAAGACAAUGAGAGCCAUUGCUUUUAUACAGAAACAAUUUCUUCAACAGAUUUCAUCAAGCGACUGCCGUUCAAGGACAGCCCCUGUGAGACUUGCUGUUGCUCAGCUCCCCCGCCCAAGAUAAGCGACUUGAUGAACGAUGAGGACUUGCUCUACAAACUGCGACUAAAGCUGGACCCCAACUACUCUACCAUCAAGAACUGGAAGAACUUCGCCAGCAAGUGGGGGAUGACCUAUGAUGAACUGGUGCUGCUGGAACACCGAACACAGGGCUCCACGCACAGCCCCACCCAAGAGUUCCUGCAGAGGAACAACGAUAAGACUGUCAAGGAGCUGACAGAGCUCUGCAGACUGUACCAGAGGAUUGACGUCCUGAAUGUACUGCAGCAGUGGGUGAAGAACGACUGGCCCAAGAGGUGGCAAAAAGUCCGUUAGCUGGGAAUUUGCUCUUUUAUCUCUUUUUAUCUCUGUGAAGUGCUUCUGUUUGUUUUUUGGUGGGGUUGAUAUUUUUUCCUUGCAUUUAGAAAAAAAUGAACAGGUAAACUAUGAUUGAUUUCUGGAAACACUUUUUUUUCCAUCUGAUAUUUCCUGGUGACCUGGAAAAUAAAACAACAGAAAGACAGUUCGGGGGUGGUUUUCUCAUCAGUGAAGAGUUUUCAAUGAACUGACAUGUUUAAAAACUUAAUGCCGAAGCAAGGUUGGAGAUCACUGGGGCUUGUUCAUCAGGACAUUUCAGCUUAAUUUGGAUUCCUGCAAGUCUGUCUGACUGUAUGCCUUGAUGUCAGAGGAAGAAAGAAUCACCUGUAUUCCUCUUCAGAAGCUACUGCAUAUCUUUCUUUCAACUACUGUAAAACGAUACGUCUCGAGACUCAAUGCAUGAGCAAACGGUGAAUUAGAAAGUAGUCUUUCUUUCAGAUUAAGUUCUGAGCAGUGGAAUAAGUGCUGUUGUGUUCCAGAAAAAUGCCAAAAUGUUCACAGACUUUCAGGGAAGUGUCUUCAGCUUUUCUUACUCAUAUAACUCAGAAGAGAAAUGAAUGGAGUGCAGUUUUUCAGCACAGGUGGAAUUUUCACCUUUAAGAAUCAGCUGAUGUAUUGAGCCUUGCUGUGUAUACAAGAAAAUUGAUCAAAGUAAAUAUUAAAGAUUUUUUUCCUUUAUCUAGAUGAAAUGUCAAAACAUCUGUUAAUUGAAAUUAUAACUGUAGUAUAGAACUGCAUGAAACCAUCAGUGGUUUAGACUGAUUUUAUGUGGAGGGAUUAGGAUUGUGCUGAAUGAAAUGACUUGAACCGUAGAAUACCUGAUUGUAUUUGCUUCCAGUUUUUAUUCACUGUUUUCUUUUUAUAUUCUCAAUUUGGAGUCAUUAAUUAUUAAACAGUUUGAUUUAGCACUACCAUCUUUGGUAUCUGCAUGCGGCACUGAGGACCAUGAUCUGUUUCCUCAGGAACCAUGAGUUUGUCGGAGCCAUGCAACAUUUUCCUUGUUGUAAGCCCUGCAGGGCCUGAACAGGAGAGAGAGUUUGGACUGGAGGAGUGUUGCAUUUCUUAUUGAUAAGGCUAGAAAGUCAGCUGCGUGACAAGCCGAGGAUGACAAGGGCGACCAGACCCACCAGCACUCAGCACUCAGGCGAAUCCUUGUUACUGCUGCUUGCAGUGACACUGCACUGCCCUUUUUUUAAAAUAAAAGAAGGGCGGAGCGGUUGCUCUGUGGCUCAGAAUCUGGGCUGGAAUGUUGCCGGUUUGUAUCCUCCGGCCGGCAGAGGAAUCCUCCUCUGUUGGGCCCCUGAGCAAGGCCCUU